Messenger RNA from Amphimedon queenslandica, 763 nucleotides. RefSeq lists its product as uncharacterized. The record is from RefSeq and is a predicted model, not a curated record. Bases 115 to 750 code for a protein of 211 amino acids. Lineage: Eukaryota; Metazoa; Porifera; Demospongiae; Haplosclerida; Niphatidae. The transcript is spliced from 5 exons.
UCUCUCUCUCCCUCCCUCUCUCUCUCUCUCUAGGGUGCUAAUGUACAAAAUUCCAUUAGAUAUUUAUUCCAAAAUACUUUUCAAAAACAAUUACGAGACACUCUGGCGGAGCUAAUGACUGAGAACGGCUGGUUAACUUCCAUAGAACAAGAUGCUCUUGAGUUUUUAAAAAUGUUAGAGACGUACUAUCCUACCUACGUCUAUGAGACUGCAAAGAUGAUCUAUAACAGCUCCAGUGACCACUCGUACCAGCCACCAGUGUCCACUCUAUCACCAGUGAACAACACUGGGAAUGUACUGAACAUGUACCCGGAGACAUUUGGAGGAGAUCACCCACUAGUAUGGGAACCAGUCUCCAAUCCUCUAUCUCCAGCCAGUGAGUCACAGAGGGGACUGUAUCUUGAGACUCCACUGGUAUCAGUUCUGAGGUGGAACAAUGAAACGAGACAGAGGAUACUGUUUGAUGCUGUCGUCAUAUCAGGAACAAACAAAGAUUCAGUUCAGAGUCAUAGGCUAGUAUCCCCAGAGGAUCAGUUCAGUUAUUAUUUAUUACAUCAUGACUUGGACACUGCUCAGUCUCUCCUACCCUCUCUCUCUCACCAAACCUCUCACUCUCUCAUCUCAGCCUCUUCAUGUAACAUGAUAGUUAUGGAAGUGACAAGAGGAAGAGCAGCAGUGAGUCCUUACCUUCUCCUCCUCCCAUUCCUCCUGAUCAACUGGAUGCAGCUGUUAACCUUCUCUCAUCAAUAAUAAAGUAAAUUAU